Molecule: messenger RNA, 2285 nt
Organism: Phycodurus eques (leafy seadragon)
Lineage: Eukaryota; Metazoa; Chordata; Actinopteri; Syngnathiformes; Syngnathidae
Product: transmembrane protein 69-like
Exons: 3
Coding region: 93-929 (278 amino acids)
Source: RefSeq, a predicted model, not a curated record
GCUAUUUGUGUCCGCUACUGUGGGUCACCGAAAGCUGAGAAACUACACGAUUAGUGGUUGUCAUAAUAUGACGUUUUGGAGCUCAUUCAGAGAUGCUCUCUGUUGUAUUUAAAAGAAAAAGCACCGUAGCUGCCCAGAAGUUAUUGCACUUGGCACGACACCCACCAAAAUGUUGGCCAUCGUCACUUCUCAGAGUAACUAAUUGUGGAUCAGACCCUCAACUGGUCAGCUGGGCCUCCUUGGCCAGGCCGUCAACAGAAUGGCCUCAAGUUUCCUGGGAAAAGUAUUCUCCUGUCGUCCUUGCUUGCAUGGGGAGUGGCCUCUUUCCGAGGACCCCAUUUAAUUUGGCUUUUACAGCGAGGAAUCAAUAUUUCCAUUCUUCUGUCAUAAGGCUAAAGAAGCGACUACAGCCCGAACCUCCUCCCAGAGAGCUGGACCUGCUACGCUAUGACAUGAAGGACUUGUGGAAGAGUCCCAAACCAGCUCUGUGGUUGGGGUUUGCCGGACUGAUCCCCUUUGUUGCCCCCCCUCUCUUCAUGGGCGUGACUGAAAGCUACCUUCCCGAGUUUGCCUACGCUCAGGUGGCCUACGCCGCCUCCAUCGUUUCCUUCCUGGGCGGAGCUCGUUGGGGGUUCGCCCUCCCUGAUAGCAGCCCGGCUAAACCUGACUGGAUUAACCUGAGCAACAGUGUGAUUCCUUCACUCUUAGCCUGGGUUACCAUGCUAAUGGCCGACAGCAUUGUUCCUGCAGCAACCAUGGUUAUCAUGGCAUUGGGAAUCUCACUUCACUAUGAUCUGUCACUGCUGCCCACUUACCCCAGCUGGUUUAAAGCCCUGCGUGCCAUCUUGACCAUGGUGGCAUUUUUUUCCCUAGUUGGUACACUCAUCGCACAUGGAAUUUACCCAGAGAAGAAUUUGUUUUCAGAGUGAGAAAACAUGCAGAGAUUAUAGACAGUCUUGUUGCAUUCAUGACAGCGUUCACGAUAGAUGUUUUGCAGAAAGGGGAUAGCUGUCAUUGUUUUAUUUUGAGUGAACACAGAAAUUACAUUAAAAAUGGUUUGAGAUGGUUUUGGAUGAUGACAAAUUAAUUGCUCAGAUAUAUGGUGGAUUUGAAAUUAUUUAUUCAUUCAUCUUCCGUUCCGCUUAUCCUCACUAGGCUCACGGGCGAGCUGAGCCCAUCCCAGCUAACAUCGGGCGAGAGGCGGGGUACACCCUGAACUGGUUGCCAGCCAAUCGCAGGGCACAUUUGAAAUUAAAUCAAUCCAAUUAGUAAAUCAACUAUUAUGAUACAAUAUGAAACAAAAUCACAGUGCUUGCAGAGUUUUCGAUUAACAUGUUUGAGGUCAGAGCAAAUUGAUAUUGGACAGGUCCAACCAUGUUUUUGUGGUCCACAGGGAAGAAAAGGGACCUUCCUUACACCAUUCCCACAAAGUUGAAUGCAUAACAUUGUCCAAAAUGUCCUAAUAAGAUUUAAGAUUCAGGGGGAACUUGGGAAUCCAACCCAAAUCCACACUUUAAUUAUAUUGUGUAUUUAUCAUAUCCUCAUACAGUUUACAACUUGGCAAAUAUAGUCAGUGUUACGUCUUCAAAGGCUGGAUAAGACAACUUGGAAGCAGUGACACUGGUGAGGUAAAGUACAUUAUGUAAGGUGCCGUCUGAAGUAAUCACUGCUUAAAUUUAGCCUUUGGGCUCAAGUGCACCCAGUGACAAAAAUCAGCUUGAGUGAAACCUUUUCAGUAUUAAUUCAUAAUCAUGUUCAAUUUAUGGGUUCUGUGGUGACACAAUGUCAAUAUUACAACAUUUGGUACAUCUGCGCAGGUUAAUCAGAUCCAGUAGAAGCGCAAUGAUCAAUUCUGUCACUUGUAUCGGUCAAUUUUUAUUAGAUUGAACCAAACAGUCAGGUCCACAAGGUGUGUACAUGAACAGAACGGAACAUGGUGUGACUUUUUAUGAUUUUGAUUUAACCACCCUAAAACUAUAUGCAAUUGAAGUGUAGACUAGAAGUUUUGCUAAAAUUUUACAUUUUGGAUUGACAGAAUUUUUAUGUAGAAUAGAUUACUGAGAUGGCGGCACGGUGGACGACUGGUUAGAGCGUCAGCCUCACAGUUCUGAGGUGCAGGGUUCAAUCCCCGUCCCCGCCUGUGUGGAGUUUGCAUGUUCUCCCCGUGCCUGCGUGGGUUUUCUCCGGGCACUCCGGUUUCCUCCCACAUCCCAAAAACAGGCAUUAAUUGGAGACUCUAAAUUGCCCGAAGGCAUGACUGUGAGUGCGAAUGGUUGUUUGUUUCU